AUGCCAUCAACGGUUAAUCUCCUCCUGUCCGCUCUCCCGGCCCUCCCCAUGGCGCUGGCUGCCUGCCCAGGCCCUGAUGUCAACACCGCAACGACAGAUCUCAUGAAGGCCUUUGAGAGCUGGGAGCCCGAUGUCUACGAUGACGGUUACGGGAACCCUACCAUUGGAUACGGCCACCUGUGCAGCGACUGGUCGUGCUCGGAUGUCGCGUAUGAUAUCCCUUUGUCCGAAGAGGAUGGGGUGAAGCUUUUUGCAGAGGAUAUUGCUGUCUACCAAGACGGCGUGGUCUCUGCCCUCGACUCCUCGGUUACCUUGAACGACAACCAGUACGGGGCCCUCGUCUCCUGGUGCUAUAACGUCGGCGCGGGCGCCGUCGCCGAGUCGACCCUUGCGGCUCGCCUCAAUGCCGGCGAGGAUCCCAACACUGUGGCGGAAGAGGAACUGAUCAAGUGGGUGUAUGCGAACGGCGAGGUAUCGGAGGGGCUGAAACGCAGACGUAAUGCGGAGAUUGAGCUUUUCCAAACCAGCAGUGAUGGUGAGGCUCUGCCUGUUUCUUGCUGA
Molecule: messenger RNA, 561 nt
Organism: Aspergillus nidulans FGSC A4
Lineage: Eukaryota; Fungi; Ascomycota; Eurotiomycetes; Eurotiales; Aspergillaceae
Product: lysozyme
Exons: 2
Coding region: 1-561 (186 amino acids)
Biological process (GO): cell wall macromolecule catabolic process; peptidoglycan catabolic process
Molecular function (GO): lysozyme activity
Source: RefSeq, a predicted model, not a curated record